Molecule: messenger RNA, 1773 nt
Organism: Cucurbita moschata (crookneck pumpkin)
Lineage: Eukaryota; Viridiplantae; Streptophyta; Magnoliopsida; Cucurbitales; Cucurbitaceae
Product: probable protein phosphatase 2C 60
Exons: 6
Coding region: 419-1597 (392 amino acids)
Biological process (GO): protein dephosphorylation
Molecular function (GO): protein serine/threonine phosphatase activity; cation binding
Source: RefSeq, a predicted model, not a curated record
UUCUAUUCUAUUCUGUGCCUCUCGUUUGCAUCCACUUUCUGUGUCUCUGGUUUAUAUUUAUGGAGCCCAUUGAAAUCCCUUGUGUAUUGAUGCCUUUCCGCCAUCGCUGUUGGUUUUCUCUUAGACGUGUUCUUGGUGCCACGCCAGAAAGGGAGCAGAAGAUAAAUUUGAAACCGCUUUUGCGUACUGUUCUUGUUUGAUCGAUCCGUGGUUCUAUCGCUUUUCGAACCCACGGGUAUUGCUCUGUCCCUUUUGGAUUAUCGUUUUCAUUUGGUAUCAUUCAGUAGCUGACCGACCUGAUCGAAUAGCGUAGUUUCUGAUUUGCUGGGAAAGACGGCUGGUGGGAGCUUUUAGAUAGAAGGGUGUUGUGAUCUUUUCUGAAUGUGGAGUUAAGAGGGUGGAGCUGAUGAAAUGAGGGAUGUUAUCCAGCUUGAUGAACCUUCUGAGGGCUUGCUGGUUGCCAUCCUCGGACAAUAUCGUACACAGCAAUUCGGAUUCGGCAGGCCGUCGUGAAGGCCUACUAUGGUACAAAGAUCUUGGACAUCACAUGAAUGGUGAAUUUUCAAUGGCUGUUGUCCAGGCUAAUAACUUGCUUGAGGAUCAGAGCCAGAUUGAAUCGGGUCCAUUGAGCUUGCUCGAAUCCGGGCCGUUUGGAACAUUUAUUGGUGUCUAUGAUGGUCAUGGUGGACCUGAAGCAUCAAAUUACAUAUAUGACAAUCUUUUCCAGCAUUUGAAAAGGUUCACCACAGAACAACAAUCGAUGUCAUCUGAUGUGAUAAAGAAAGCAUUUCAAGCUACAGAGGAAGGGUUUAUUUCGUUAGUGGCUAAACAAUGGCAGAUGAAUCCCCAAAUUGCAGCUGUUGGUUCAUGCUGUUUGGUUGGUGUGAUCUGUGGUGGCACCCUUUACACAGCCAAUCUUGGCGAUUCCCGUGCUGUGCUGGGAAGGCUCGUUCAGGCGACCGAGGAGGUCGUUGCUGUUCAGCUAUCAGCCGAGCAUAAUGUGAGCAUAGAAGCUGUCAGAAGGGAGAUGCAGUCUUUGCACCCAGAUGACUCGCAUAUAGUAGUUUUGAAGCAUAAUGUAUGGCGAGUAAAAGGCUUAAUGCAGGUUUCCAGAUCUAUAGGCGACGCGUAUCUAAAGAAGGCUGAAUUCAACAGGGAGCCCUUGUAUGCGAAGUUUAGGCUUCGCGAACCGUUCAAUCGGCCAAUAUUGAGCUGUGAACCAUCAAUAUCAAUGCAUGAACUUCGACCACAAGAUCAAUUCAUCAUAUUUGCCUCUGAUGGUCUGUGGGAGCACCUUAGCAAUCAGCAGGCUGUGGAUAUUAUUCGAACUCACCCACAUCAUGGAAGUGCUAAGAGAUUGGUAAAAGCUGCUAUGCAGGAUGCAGCUAAGAAGCGAGAAAUGCGAUAUUCAGAUUUGAAGGACAUCGACCGAGGUAUCCGCCGUCAUUUUCACGAUGACAUCACAGUCAUAGUUGUAUUUCUCGACUCGAAUCUUGUGAGCAGAGCAAGCUCGGUCCGAGGCCCGACUACCUCUUUAAGAGGGAGGGGCGUUAUCUUACCAAAAAAGUCUCUAGCUCUUUGUGCUCCACCUGCAUAACUUAACACAAUCUGAUGAAGCUGAUAGACUCUUCUUGUAGUACCUAGUUUUUUAAUGCAUAGUUUAACAUUUAACACGGCAAGUGCUCUAUGUAGUUUCCAACAGUUUGAGCAGAAGUAAAUGAAAGAACCAGGAAAAUAGAGCUUAAUCCAAGCAGAAGUACUCUAUUUUGUUCA